Arabis nemorensis is the source of this 1539-nucleotide messenger RNA. The record is from the annotation of a GenBank genome assembly. NCBI's taxonomy places the organism in Eukaryota, Viridiplantae, Streptophyta, Magnoliopsida, Brassicales, Brassicaceae.
AUGGAUCCUGAGGUGCCUAUGGCAUUGAGACUAUCAGCUCAUCUUCUAGUUGGGGUUGUGCGAAUAUAUUCGAAGAAAGUCCAUUAUCUUCACAGUGAUUGUAAACUCAUCACUACUUGGUUAAAUAAGUCUUUUGUAUCUACUCAAGUUGACUUGCCAGAGGAUAAGAGACAGGCACCGGUUGAGUUAGUGACUUUUUUGCCUCAAGCAAUAAAUUUGGACGAUUUCGACUUGGAAGAUGAUGAAAUUCUCGACCGGUCAUAUUGGAAGUGGGGAAGAUAUUACUCUUACAGGACAUCAUUCCAGAAUUCAUCGAAAGAAUUUCGAUUUCUUUCUCUUCCUAAUCUGUUCAAGGAUAUGCUUUUUGAUGUAGUUAGCGUUUUUCAUGAUUCACGCAGCCAAUCCACAGUACCUGUGAGUGAGCAUUCUGGCGAAAGUGAUGUUGAAAUGGCUUAUGAGGCAGGACCAACCAAUGAGCUAGGAGACUUCAAUGUUGCUCUAUAUACUGGAACCUAUAGUCCUUGUAACUACACAGAGGAAAUCAGUGGAUUCCAGGAUCCUAGACCAAGUAAUUUGACAGAAGCCGUCAAUCUCAGUCCCGAGAGAAGCAGUGCUAGUUCUCCUCUUGGAAGUGUUCCCGAGAUUGAGAAAAGGCGUGACGCUGCGCACGACUUAAGCCCUGCCUCGCAUCCACCGUUUGCUGCACAACAACAACAGAAUGUCAGAGUUGAACACACUGAAUCUUUAGAUGAAACUUUGAAUGAAAAGGAACACAAUAUCCCGAUUAUCGAUGAAGAAGUGUUAAACUCUAGAGGACAUUCGACGUUUGAGCUUCGUUCAGGAUCUCCAGGUUUUGCUGGUUCUGAGGAAGAACAUGCAAAUUUUGUGCAUACAUCACCUCAACUGGAUCUUCAGCCAACUCCUCUUCCACCACCACAAACAAGGCCAAGGAAGAGGAAGCAUUUUGAUAAGGCCACAGUAUUGACUAACAGGAUCAUGAAACAAAGGCUUGAGGAUCCUAGUAAUACUCUGCUCCGCAUAUGCAGAGUCUGUAGCAAGAGAAGCACAAUCUCCUCCCCGCUAUUUAAUAAUAAUGAUGACAUCGGAAUCGAACAUUUAAGGGAUGGUGGUUUCCCUGAGUACAUGCCUUCACCACUUACAAGAUUUUCGCCUUCUAGAACCCAUGACUUCACCACUCAGCCUGGAAUUUGGGAGAGAGGGUCUUGUAGAACAGAGCCUUCAACUCCAGAGGAUCUGUCUGGAGUAAGAAACUUGGGGAUUUCAGCUAUUCCUGAAAUGGUGGAUGAGGUUUCGAUACCCCCCGUAAGAUCAGCAGCUAGUCAAAGCUCUGAUGCUUUGACAGGGAGAACAAGACCCUUGGUCGAGUAUCUUAAAGAACGUUCUUCGAGUAGUCCUACUUCAAGCUAUCCUUCUGGAGAUCUUAGUUUGAGCAAGAUCUUGGCAGGGAAAACCAGGAAGCUAGCUGCUCGAAUGUUCUUCGAGACACUGGUAUUGAAGUCUACAGCGAUAUCGCUCUGA